AUGACUUUAGAAGAAGAGGUGGAUGAAGAGCGAAAACCAUACGAGAGUGAUCGGUUAUGGCUUAUACGACGCACGUUUUUACGGAAGGAUCAGCUUUUAUGUAUGUCGCAGCUCUUCAUUAAUGUCAACAUGAUGGGAUGUACGUACAGUGAUGCUGUGAUGGAAAAAGUUCGACGGCUUGGUGCAGGAGUGAUGGAAACAGUGAGUCCCUCUUUUAAAAGAGUAGCAAAGCUGAAGUCACUGCAUAAAGAGCGACGAACUGAACGUUGGACGCUACUUCCAGCGGAAAAUUGGCGAGGUAUUUCAUUACAUCUUACCUUGGAAAAAUUUUCAUUCAGGUUCACUCAACCAGGCGUCAACUCUAUAGAAGGAGCUGUAAAUGCUAUCGUAGAAACAUUCCUACAUGGGGGCGAUGUAUCAAUAAAGGUACGAGCUCGUAAAAAUGUGGGCUGGUCUCAGAAGGUGGACAUUCGUAUUGGUGAUUUGUUAGCGUCGUCGAGGGUGCUGUCAAAAGGCGAAUGCGUUCGUGCAAAGUUGGACAAAGCCAAUGGCCAUCACCAAGAAGGUCAAGUUGGCUGGGCGGCUAGCCGAAAUGGAUCGUCACUGGCUCAGGGCUAA
Molecule: messenger RNA, 618 nt
Organism: Haemonchus placei
Lineage: Eukaryota; Metazoa; Nematoda; Chromadorea; Rhabditida; Trichostrongylidae
Source: the annotation of a GenBank genome assembly